Penicillium samsonianum is the source of this 708-nucleotide messenger RNA. Its product is annotated as ThiJ/PfpI family protein. NCBI's taxonomy places the organism in Eukaryota, Fungi, Ascomycota, Eurotiomycetes, Eurotiales, Aspergillaceae. Gene Ontology annotation, molecular function: glyoxalase III activity. The record is from RefSeq and is a predicted model, not a curated record. The transcript has 3 exons. The coding region runs from base 1 to 708 and encodes 235 amino acids.
AUGACACCCAAAGUCCUCAUCGUCAUCACCUCCCACGACAAGCUCGGCGCCACCGGCAAUCCAACUGGCUGGUAUCUGCCCGAAUUCGCCCAUCCAUGGGAAGUUCUCCACGACAAGGUCUCCCUAAGCAUCGCCUCCCCAAAAGGCGGCGAAGCACCCCUAGACCCAGCCUCAGUCAAGAUGUACGAGUCAGACGAGGUAGCUCAGAAGUUCCUGAAAGAACAAAAAGCCCUGUGGACGAAUACGCAUAAGUUGGCGGAUAUACUCCCGCGCGCGGCUGAGUUCGAUGUUGUUUUCUAUGUUGGUGGUCAUGGACCAAUAUUCGACCUAACCACAGACCCGACCUCGUUAGCUCUAAUCCAGACCUUCGCCACAGCCAACAAGCCCGUUGCGGCCGUCUGCCACGGUCCCUGCGUUCUGCUAAAUGCAACUGCUCCCUCCGGCGUGCCACUUAUCUCCGGCGUUGGCGUGACGGGAUUCUCGAAUGACGAGGAGGAUGCUGUGGGUCUGUCGUCUGCGAUGCCGUUUUUGCUGGAAACCGAGUUGGGCCGUGUUACCGGUGGGAAGUAUGUUAAGGCUGCGGAGCCUUGGGGGGAGAUGGUUGUUGUUGGGAAGGCGGCUGGGACGGAGUCGACUAUUAUCACUGGUCAGAACCCUGGGUCGGCGACAGGGGUUGGGAAGGAGAUUUUGAAGAUUUUGGGGUUGUAG